UAGGAAAAAGAAAAAAACAAACACAGAAGAAAUACAAGUUUGUCUACUUGGGUUCAGCAUCCGGCGAAUUGCAGAAACGGCAGCUGAAGAAGAAGCAGCAACAACAGUUGCAGAAACCGUUACCAUCUGUAAACUAAGAAUCUGUAAUUGGGAGGAAGUUAAACAUGGUGGCAAUUUUCAAUGCCUUCUCUUGGAAGCCCUUAACAAUUCAUGAAUAUGAUGGAAACCCUUAGACUUAUGUGACAGACAUUGCUCCUUCCUUUUUAUUUUCGGCUGGAUACAUGGCUGAUCAUUCUUUAGGCUUUGAUAAUACUUCAGUUCCUUUAGCAGAACCUCCACUAGUCAUUGGUCAAGAGUUUCCUGAUGUGGAAACCUGUCGAAGAACAUUGAAAGAUAUUGCUAUAGCUAUGCAUUUUGAUCUUCGGAUAGUUAAGUCAGAUCGCAGUCGUUUUAUAGCAAAAUGCUCCAAAGAAGGUUGCCCAUGGCGUGUUCAUGUUGCAAAGUGUCCUGGUGUUCCAACUUUCACUAUAAGAACCCUACAAGGAGAGCAUACUUGUGAGGGAGUUCGCAACCUUCAUCAUCAGCAGGCGUCGGUAGGUUGGGUUGCACGAUCUGUAGAAUCACGAAUUCGAGAUAAUCCACAAUACAAACCAAGAGAAAUAUUGCAAGAUAUUCGUGAUCAGCAUGGAGUUGCUGUUUCUUACAUGCAAGCCUGGCGGGGGAAGGAGCGGAGCAUGGCAGCACUUCAUGGAACAUUUGAAGAAGGAUACCGUCUUCUCCCUGCAUAUUGUGAGCAAAUAAGGAAAACCAACCCUGGUAGCAUUGCAUCUGUUGUUGCCGCUGGACAAGAAAAUUGUUUUCAACGCCUCUUUAUUUCUUACCGUGCAUCAAUUUAUGGGUUUAUAAAUGCUUGUAGGCCUCUUUUAGAGCUUGACAAAGCAGAUCUUAAAGGAAAAUACCUAGGCACAUUACUUUGUGCUGCAGCUGUUGAUGCUGAUGAUGCUCUGUUUCCAUUGGCUAUUGCUGUUGUUGAUACUGAAAGUGAUGAAAACUGGAUGUGGUUCAUGUCAGAAUUACGAAAACUUUUAGGAGUGAACACUGACAACAUGCCUAGACUGACAAUUCUAUCUGAAAGGCAAAGAGGCAUGGUGGAAGCAGUAGAAACACAUUUUCCUAGCGCUUCGCAUGGUUUCUGUCUGCGUUAUGUUAGUGAAAAUUUUCGCGAUACAUUUAAAAAUACAAAGCUGGUGAAUAUCUUCUGGAAUGCUGUUUAUGCACUUACAGCUGCUGAAUUCGAAAGCAAGAUUUCUGAGAUGAUAGAAAUUUCACAGGAUGUUAUACCAUGGUUUCAACACUUUCCUCCCUAUCUUUGGGCGGUUGCAUACUUUGAUGGUGUUCGAUAUGGCCAUUUCACACUUGGCGUAACAGAAUUGUUGUAUAACUGGGCCCUUGAAUGUCAUGAGCUCCCUGUAGUGCAGAUGAUGGAAUACAUCCGCCAGCAGAUGACCUCUUGGUUUAACGAGCGGCAGGACAUGGGCAUGAGGUGGACAUCAAUUCUUGUACCAUCGGCUGAGAAGCGGAUUUUGGAGGCAAUUGCUGAUGCUCACUGCUAUCAAGUGCUCCGGGCAAAUGAAGUUGAGUUUGAAAUUGUGUCAACUGAGAGGACCAAUAUUGUGGAUAUACGAAGUCGUGAGUGCUCUUGUCGCCGAUGGCAGCUGUAUGGUUUACCUUGUGCUCAUGCUGCCGCUGCACUUAUUUCCUGUGGACACAAUGCCCAUAUGUUUGCUGAGCCAUGUUUCACUGUACAAAGUUAUAGAAUGGCCUACUCACAGAUUAUUAUUCCUAUUCCAGAUAGAAGUCAAUGGAGAGAACAUGGAGAAGGAGCAGAAGGUGUAGGAGGUGCAAGAGUUGAUAUUGUAAUUCGCCCACCAAAGACUCGCCGACCGCCUGGAAGGCCUAAAAAGAAGGUUCUGAGAGUGGAGAACUUUAAGCGUCCCAAAAGAAUUGUUCAAUGUGGUCGCUGCCAUAUGUUAGGCCAUUCUCAAAAGAAAUGCACAAUGCCAAUUUGACAGGAUUAGUUUUCAUGUUAAAAUAUCUCUUGCUUCAGCAACAUUACAGCAAAUAGAAUGAAUGUUGUGUUUGUAUUGUUGUAAUUUAAUGUAUGCUGAACCAGUCAGUGCCAAAAUAAGGACAUGUUAGCAUAGUUCUAUCUAGUUGUCCCAUUACUGUGGUGAACCGUCUUCUGCAUGCUCUGUUUUAUUGUCUCACAGAACAAGUAGUUAAUGUCGGAAAAUUGACUUGCCGAUUUGUUCUGUUUCAUGAAUUGUAUUAUAGUUUCAUGAUGACUUGAAGUUGCAAAAUUAUUUGAAUUAGGUUAUCCUCA
Messenger RNA from Lotus japonicus, 2383 nucleotides. RefSeq lists its product as uncharacterized. The transcript is spliced from 2 exons. Gene Ontology annotation, molecular function: zinc ion binding. Lineage: Eukaryota; Viridiplantae; Streptophyta; Magnoliopsida; Fabales; Fabaceae. The record is from RefSeq and is a predicted model, not a curated record. Bases 282 to 2069 code for a protein of 595 amino acids.